Molecule: messenger RNA, 1824 nt
Organism: Populus nigra (black poplar)
Lineage: Eukaryota; Viridiplantae; Streptophyta; Magnoliopsida; Malpighiales; Salicaceae
Product: pentatricopeptide repeat-containing protein At1g33350
Exons: 1
Coding region: 89-1666 (525 amino acids)
Biological process (GO): RNA modification
Molecular function (GO): RNA binding; protein binding
Source: RefSeq, a predicted model, not a curated record
UUGAAUUUGUUUCUUUUCUUUUUCAGAACUUCGAAACCAGAGGAGUGAAAAUUGAGGCCAAAGAAGUUUGAAACACUGUGGCAAGAACAUGCGUUCCUUCUAUGUAUUAAACCCACCAAAUCUAAACCAACGAGUCUUAUCAAUAGUUUCAAAAUGCAAUCAUCUCAAUCACCUUAAACAACUCCAAUCGUUUUUGACAAUCCUUGGUCACUCACAGACCAAUUUCUACACUUUCAAACUGAUUCGCUGUUGCCUUCUCCAACUCAACAACCUUUACUAUGCUCGCUUCAUUUUUAACAAUUUCGAAUUCCCCAACAUCUACCUCUACACUGCUAUGGUUACUGCUUAUGCCUCUAUACAAGACCAUCAAUCGUCUUUUGAUUUGUUUCGUUUCAUGCUUCGUAAAGGACACCCAAAACCAAACCAUUUUUUGUUCCCUCAUGUUUUGAAAUAUUGCCAAGUAACAAAAUUUGUGCAUGCCCAGAUUGAGAAAUUGGGUUUUGGACAAUACCCAGUUGUGCAAACUGCCCUUAUUGAUUCUUACUCGAGGUCUGGUUAUGAUAUUGGAAUUGCGAGGCGGAUGUUUGACGAAAUGUCCGAGAGAAAUGUUGUUUCAUGGACUGCUAUGAUUUCUGGGUAUACCAGACUUGGGGAGAUUGAGAAUGCUAUUUCGCUUUUUGAUGAAAUGCCUGAGAGGGAUGUUCCUUCUUGGAAUGCUGUAAUUUCGGGUUGUGCGCAAAAUGGGUUGUUUACCAGGGCUAUUACGAUUUUUAAGAAGAUGGUGGGUCUUUCCCUGGAGGUACAGCAUCGAGACAUUAGGCCUAAUCAGACGACUGUUGUCUGUGCACUUUCUGCCUGUGGUCACACUGGGAUGCUUCAUGUUGGGAAAUGGAUUCAUGGUUAUGUUUACAGGAAUAUGCGUAGUUCAGAUUCGUUUGUGUUGAAUGCUUUGGUGGAUAUGUAUGGGAAAUGUGGGUGUUUAAAAGAGGCAAAGAAGGUUUUUGACGCAACUUCAAAGAAAAGUUUGACAUCUUGGAAUUCAAUGAUUAAUUGUUUAGCACUUCAUGGACAAAGUGAGAGGGCUAUUUGUGUGUUUGAGGAGAUGUUGCAUUAUGUAGCCGAUGUAAGACCAAAUGAGAUUACCUUUUUGGGGUUAUUAAAUGCUUGUACCCAUGGAGGAUUGGUUGAAAAGGGUCGUUUCUAUUUCCAGAUGAUGACGCUAAAUUACGGGAUUGAACCUGAGAUUGAGCAUUAUGGGUGCUUGAUAGAUAUUCUUGGUCGAGCAGGAAGGUUGGAAGAAGCCUUGGAAGUUCUAAGGGAAAUGAAGAUUCAACCCGAUGAGGUCGUUUGGGGCUCUUUGCUUAAUGGGUGUAAAAUACAUGGUCGUGCAGACUUGGCAGAGUUUGCAGUUAAAAAGCUGCUUGAAAUUGAUCCAAACAAUGGAGGCUAUGGUAUAACGUUGGCAAAUGUAUAUGGAAAGUUAGGGAAGUGGGAUGAUGUCCGCAGGGUGAGAAAGAUGUUGAAGGAGCUAAAUGUUCCUAAGACUCCAGGUUGCAGUUGGAUUGAGGUUGAUAACAAGGUUUCUCAGUUUCACUCUGUAGACAAAUCACAUCCCAGAGCAGAAGAAAUUUACCAGAUAUUGGAAAAUCUGGUUUACUUUAAUUAGCCCAAGCUGCUGAAGUCCUACAAACACUAACUGAAAAUAGGUAACCUGAAUUUAUUUCAUUUUUAAAUUUGAAAUUCUAAUUGCGUGUUGUAACAUUUCUUAAUCUGAAGUUUACUGUUCUAUGAAGAAAGGAGUAAACAUGAGCUCAAUUGUCUCUA